This is a messenger RNA of Drosophila sulfurigaster albostrigata, 1389 nucleotides long. RefSeq lists its product as uncharacterized. The transcript is spliced from 2 exons. Lineage: Eukaryota; Metazoa; Arthropoda; Insecta; Diptera; Drosophilidae. The record is from RefSeq and is a predicted model, not a curated record. The coding region runs from base 327 to 1226 and encodes 299 amino acids.
ACUCUUUUUCGGACGACAGUGUUGUAAACAAUUACCAUGGUCACUUGCCUAGUUCUAGGUACCUGUGUGGCAAUUGCUUGAGCAGGUAAACAGGCUGCGACAAUGACAAAAUUAUGGGAAAUGCAAAGACAUUAAGAAGGCAAUUCCUGGAAAAUUUCACACUAAUUGCAAAAGGGACAGGCGAGUCUGCAAGGACAUCAGCAAACUGCAAAAUGGGCGCAGACGACGCCGUUGCAUGCUGAGCCUAUAAAGCAGGACUGCGUCACAUUCUCUCGACUCAGUCUUCAGUCUGCGCGUGAAGUGAAUCAACCAAGUUAAUCCACAAGAUGAAUUAUAGAAAUCUUUGCAACGUGUUCCUGUUGCUCGUGUUGUGCUACAAGGGAAAUGCGUUGCCUGCAGUGGAGACGGCAAUUGUGCCAAGUGGAGUGAAUACUAUUGAGGAGUCGGACAAGUUGCCCGACUCCAACUCGGAGCAAAUCAACGCAGCUGCCUCACAAGAGGCGGGCUUGGUUGGAGGCAACGCUACUAACCCAUCAACGACUGCUGAAUCAGAGGCUGUAGAUCCGACACUGACAGGUGACAAUGAAGCCAGCGGUAGUAGUAACGAACCCGUGUCCAUCUACGCUAGUGGACUCAUCACUCCCGAGGCCUUUCAGCAGUACCUUAAUCAGUACGGCGGGGCGGCUGGUCUAGCUCCUCUGGGAACCGCUUAUCCCGCUCCUAUAACUGGUCCACCUGGUCUUUAUCCUUUCCCCGGUCCCAUUGUGGUGCAGACUGGCUACGAGGGCUUCUUGGUGCCGGCUUCUACUGCUGGCAGCUCCAACUCCGAAAGUGCUGCUGAUGCGACAACAACUGUGGCCUUGACUCCCGUUGCUGCACCAUCUGCCUCGCCCACUUUGAACCCGCUGAUGGCCUUCGCAUCCAGGCUAUUGCCCACCAUCUUGAUGUCCACACUCUUCCGUAUUGCCGCCGUUGUGCUUUCCGCCGUGGGCGUAAUCCUCUUUGGAGGCGCCAUCACAAACGCUCUCUGCCGCCUCACGCCCAUCUGCGAUAUUUCUGGCAAGGCUGUCACCUAUUUUCGCACUGGCGGAGCACAGAAUGUGGGUCGCAUGCUGGCCGAAGAAAUCACCCCGGAACGUGUCCGUAGAACUGCCGAAUUUGUUCGCGGAGCCAUCGAAAAGUAUCGUCAGCUGCAGAAGCUUGUCGAUCCCGAUUCUUCUACCUAAAACCUUGCAAAUGGUCGCCAAACCUCUGCCUCCAAAAGUAUUAAAUUCUUUCGACCCAAGCCUCCUUCCUACUUCCAAUCUGCUGAACAACGUGAUUACUUUUGUAUGUUAGUUGUAAUUAUAAUAAUUGCCUGUAACGAAAUACAAAUAUACUUUUAAUUGU